Molecule: messenger RNA, 1188 nt
Organism: Anthostomella pinea
Lineage: Eukaryota; Fungi; Ascomycota; Sordariomycetes; Xylariales; Xylariaceae
Source: the annotation of a GenBank genome assembly
AUGCAAAUGGCCUCGGAAGCUGAGUCCAAGCAUGUUGUCGAUAUUGACGCCGCCGCGGACCACGACACACCCGCCACGGCCCAUGCGAAAGCCCGCAUCCUGGACGCAUGCGAGCAGAUGGACAUCGACGCUCUCAAGACCCUAGCCGUGUCACCCGGCGGUUUACUGUCGGACGCCUUACGCAGCCAAUCAUGGCCAAUAUUGCUUGGAUUCGACCCGGAGGGUACCGGUGACACCACCGAGAAACCCCCGUCGUGGAGGGAUAUGGAACGGCACAAAGACGAAGAUCAGGUCAAGCUGGACGUUGACAGGAGCUUCGUCUACUACCCUAACGAUAACUCGCAGGCAGAGCUGGACCUCAAGAGAACCGAACUCUCGGACCUCAUCACCGAGGUCCUCCGGCGGCAGCCGUACCUGUGCUACUUUCAGGGCUAUCACGACAUCUGCCAGGUCUUCCUCCUGGUGCUGCCCCCAGCCGCACGCGCACCAGCCGUGGCGCGGCUCUCGGCCCUGCGCAUCCGGGACUUCAUGCUGCCGACCCUCAACCCGGCGCUCUCACAACUACGGCUGAUCCCCUCGAUCCUCGACGCCGUCGACCCGGAGCUGUGCGCGCACCUGUCGCGCAACGAGCCGUACUUCGCGCUGUCAGACACGCUGACCAUGUUCGCGCACAACGUGCAGCGCUACAGCGACAUCGCGCGCCUGUUCGACGUGCUGCUGGCGCGCGAGCAGGUCUUUGGUUUGUACGUCUUCACGCAGAUCGUGCUCGUGCGCCGCGCCGAGCUCUUCGGCCACGACGAGCCCGACAUGCUGCACUUCACGCUGUCCAAGCUGCCCCAGGACCUCGACCUCGAGGUCGUCAUCCGCGACGCCGCGCGCCUCUUCGCCGAACACCCGCCCGAGUCGCUGCGCGCCUGGCGGUCCAUCUCCAGCGCCAGCGCCCUCAAGACCACACGGGACGUGCGCGCGUGCGCCGGCCAGAGCCUCGAGGACGGGCACCGCUUCUUCGACAGGCAGGUCCGGGAGCUCGAGUGGGCUGAUAGGCAAAAGGAGGUGCUGCAGACAGUGUGGACAAACAGGGGGGUUAUACUGACCAUCGCAGUCGGCGUCGGUGCUUUCUAUCUGCGGAGAACGUCGAUGUGGUCGGUUAUCGUCCCUUGGUGGCCAACGAGGCUGGGCGGAUCGUAG